Molecule: messenger RNA, 1296 nt
Organism: Fulvia fulva
Lineage: Eukaryota; Fungi; Ascomycota; Dothideomycetes; Mycosphaerellales; Mycosphaerellaceae
Product: Cytochrome P450 monooxygenase TRI4
Exons: 1
Coding region: 1-1296 (431 amino acids)
Molecular function (GO): oxidoreductase activity, acting on paired donors, with incorporation or reduction of molecular oxygen; heme binding; iron ion binding
Source: RefSeq, a predicted model, not a curated record
AUGGACGUACACCCAACCCAUCUGGCCGUCAUGGUCGCUGGUGGUCUGCUUGCUGCACUGGUGUACACUGUCACUCAUCGACUGUUCUUCCACCCACUGGCCAAAGUCCCUGGACCUGUUCUCGUUGGAAUCAGCACAUUGUACGAAAUGUACUACGAACUUUGGUUGCCAGGUCAAUACCAUUCCAGAAUCAGAGACUUGCACGCCAAGUAUGGGCCCAUCAUACGACCUGUUCCUGAGGAGGUUCACAUCAACGACCCGGAGUUUCUGGGCACGAUAUAUGCUCUCAGAAAUCGGAACAAUCCCAACAAGUUUGGGCUGAUGGUUGAUCAGAGCGUUGCUGGGGCUGAGGACUUUUACUUGCACAAGAUGAGAAGGGAUGCGCUUAAUCCUUAUUUUAGUCAAAAGUCGGUCUUAUCGAUGGAAUACUUGAUUGUGGAGAAGAGAGAGCAGGUGACUAGGCAUGUUGAGAGUGCGUUGAAGUCGGGCCAGCCACUGAACCUUUCAGAUGUGUAUUUCGCUUUCGCGAAUGACCUUGUGCGCAACUUCUGCUUUGGAUCAAAUAAUGGGUUGAUGAAUAGACUACCAGAGGCGAAGGUCGAGAGUAACAAUCUCAUGAGGUUUUUGACAGGUGUGAAGAUCAACAAGCACUUUCCGUGGAUUGGGAGAGGGCUCAGUAAGCUGGGAGGGUUUGCGGUUCCGCCAGCUGUCAUGGACUUGAUAGAAUUCAAGGCAGCAGCUGGCAAGGACAUCGAGGCAGUACUGGCGGAUACGCACAAUGACAGGAAGGGUCGUCAUUCCGUAUUCUAUGAGCUUCGCGAUAGCGAGACCCUCCCGCCUGAGGAGAAGACGCUGCCACGACUCCAGGAUGAAGCCACGAUCCUCGUCAUGGCUGGAACGGAGUCCACGGCAAAGUCCUUGGGGUAUGGAUCUUUCUAUCUGCUCCAUUAUCCUACAACACUCCAAAAUUUGCGAGAUGAGCUACACGAAGCACGUAGCAGAUCUGACCACGAUACGCUUUCACUCACCGAGCUGCUGCAACUUCCGUACCUGAACGCAGUGAUACUAGAGACCAAUCGCCUCACCUUUGGCGUCACAAACCGCAUGACCCGGUCCUCUCCCACCGAAAGCUUGACCUACACAGCCAGCUACGGUCCCAACAAAGGGCAGACCUACGUUUUCCCGCCUGGAACGGAAAUGUCAUGCAUAACAUACGGCACCCACAUGAACGAAGAGCUCUUCCCCGACCCACCACAUUCGACCCGGAGCGAUGGAUUGGAGAUGGUGAAGAUGUGA